AUGGAGGGCGGCCUGAAGCAGCCCAGCCAGGGGAAGGGGCCCAAAGAGGUGGGGGACAGCCAGGCCCUGGCCAAGCUGCAGGAGCUGGCCUGGACGUGGUUCAUGGAGACACAGGCGCCCCUCAUUCUGCACGACGGAGCCCUGCCCCCCUGGUUUCACGGAUUCGUCACCCGCAAGCAGACGGAGAAGCUGCUUGGGGACAAAGCUCUGGGCUCCUUCCUCAUCCGCCUCAGCGACCGGGCCACCAGCUACAUCUUGUCCUACAGGGGCAGUGACCGCUGUCGGCACUUUGUCAUCAACCAGCUCCCCGACCGGCGCUACCUCGUCUCGGGGGACACGCGCAGCCACAGGACACUGGCCGAGCUUGUGCGCCAUUACCAGGAGGUCCAGUUUGAGCCUUUUGGGGAGACCCUGUCUGCUGCCUGCCCCCGGCCGGAGGACAGCGAUCUGUACGAUGCCAUCACCCCUGGCCUGGAGAAUCCGCCUGCCACGGCGUCCGCCCCGAGGGGCCCAGUCGACGCUGCCAGCCCCUGCCCCUGUCCAAAGCCACCCGUGUCCUUCCUCCACACAAAGAAGAACCUGGACGGGAGUUCCUGCAGCUUCUCUGAGGACGAAUGCAUGGCGGUCCCUGUCAGGGUGCCUCCCCUCCCUGAGAGGAGUGCCCUCCUUCUGGACGAGUCUUUCGGAAGCCCCAACGACAUCAUCUACUCAGACCUGAGGAAGACGAACCAGGCACGGCCAGGCCUGGGCGCGGACGUGUCCAGCAGGCACGGCCUGGGCCCGGUUGGCAGCCUGGCUUGCUCCCCAGGCAAGGGGCCCCCGAGGAGACGCUCGGAUGGAGGCCGGGACAGGCCUGACGGCCCAGGGCCCGCCCUCUCUGGGGUGAGCCCAGACCGCGGUCCUGUGAUGCCUCCCACUUCCUGGGGCUACCUCCCGGCCCCCCCUUCUGAGGCCCUAGGAUCCUCUGCUGCCACCUGGGGCCAGGCGUCCCCAAAGCUGAGCCACAGGGCUCAGCCCUGCUCCCAGGACAGCCCGGCAGACGCCUACGAGCUCCUACAGACGGCAGGUCCCCCAUCAGAGCCCGGCGACGUGCCGGACCAAGAAGGCGGCACCUGGGCACCGGCCCCAGUUUGCUGGGGCAGCUCAGCUGGGCCCCCGUGUCCUGGAACGGGCGCCCCGUCCAACAAGCUGCCAGGAUCCACAGUCUAUGGUUACGAGAGCCUCUCGGGGGCCCCGGGGCUCCCCGAGCCCAGAAACACCUAUGAACAAAUCCCAGCAGCCAGGAGCAAGGAGACUGGACGGACACACAAGCCCGACAAGCACCGGAGGAUCUUCUUCACAGACAAGAAGCACAGAGCCUGAGGGGGGCCUGCCGGGGGGCCUGCCGGGGGGCUUCCCGGGGAGCCCGCGGCCCACCC
Herpailurus yagouaroundi (jaguarundi) is the source of this 1418-nucleotide messenger RNA. It is a transcript of the gene SH2D7, whose product is annotated as SH2 domain containing 7. The record is from RefSeq and is a predicted model, not a curated record. NCBI's taxonomy places the organism in Eukaryota, Metazoa, Chordata, Mammalia, Carnivora, Felidae. Bases 1 to 1362 code for a protein of 453 amino acids. Gene Ontology annotation, cellular component: cytoplasm. The transcript is spliced from 6 exons.